UUUAAUCGAUCGAAGAGAAUCACCGCUCACUCACUCUCUCUCUCGCUCUCUAUCGUCCCGUAGCUGAGCUCUGUGUCAAACUCGAUUUUGGUGCUCUCUCUCUCUUUCGUCCCAUAUCACUGUCACAACUCGAUUUUGGUGCUCUCUCUCUAAAUCCGAGUGAGAUUGUGGAGGAAGAGUCACUCUCUCUCUCUACAUAUACACAGACACCCCGUAACAGUAAAACCACCAAUCUCCUCAUCUCUGCAAAAACACCAUCUUUUCCCACUCCCCAUGGCGCCACCCUCCACCUUCUUCUCCACUUUCAUGGCCGCCAUUCUGUGCUCUCUUUCUCUCUCCUCAGCUUCAGAAAUGGACAUUCUCCUCUCUUUCAAAUCCUCCAUUCGUGACCCAAACAAUUCUCUCUCUUCAUGGAACCCCACAAAUGCCCAUCCCUGCAACUGGACUGGUAUCCAAUGCAACCCAUCUUCUCUCUCCAUUCUCUCUCUGGAUCUUCAUUCACUCUUUCUCUAUGGCGAGUUUCCUCUCUCUGUCUGCCAACUUCCUCUCUCCAACCUCAAUCUAGCCAACAAUCUCUUCAACCAACCAUUAUCCCUGCAACUUUCUCAAUGCCAUGGCCUAAAGACCUUUAAUCUGAGCAACAAUCUCUUGUGGGGCACCCUGCCAGACCAGCUCUCACUCUUGAAAUCAAUGGAGGUCUUGGAUUUGAGCAAAAACCAUUUUGAAGGUCACAUACCUUACACUUUAGGGAAUUUACAGAGCCUCAAAGUUCUUAACUUGGCCAAUAACUUGUUCACUGGUAAGGUUCCUUCCAUUUUUGGAAAUUUUACAGAGCUUGAGGUUUUAGACUUAUCUGAAAACCAGUUUCUCAACAGUGAUAUGCCUUUGAGCUUUAGCGGCCUUCACAGAUUGAGGAAUUUCUUUCUUCAGGGCUCUGGUUUUCAUGGUAGAGUGCCUGGGUUUUUCGGGGAUUUACAAGGGUUGGAAGUAAUAGACCUCUCUCUAAAUAAUUUUUCAGGUGAGCUCCCCAUUAAUCUUGGUUCAAAAACGAAGUUACUAUUUUUGGAUGUUUCAGGGAAUAGGUUAAAUGGGGCUAUUCCUUCUGAUAUCUGCCAUGGGAAUACCUUAAUCCACCUUGGUUUACAGAGUAAUUCAUUUACUGGUUCAGUUCCUUCUUCUCUUGAGAAAUGCCUUACUCUUGAAAAGCUUCUGAUUCAUAACAAUGCUUUGAAUGGGAAUUUUCCUGUAAAUAUAUGGUCACUUCCAAAAAUAAAGCUUAUCAGAGCUGAAAACAAUAGGUUGUCUGGUUUUAUUCCAAGCUCAGUUUCUAUGGCUACCACCUUAGAACAAAUACAAAUAGAUAACAAUAGUUUUAAUGGAACCAUACCUUCUAGUUUGGGCAAAAUCACUACUUUUUAUAGGUUAUCAGCGUCUCACAACAACUUCAAUGGAGAAAUCCCUGAAGAUCUCUGCAACCCAGAUUCAUCUUCUUUGAGUAUAAUCAAUCUCUCUCGUAACUCUCUAUCAGGAAGAGUUCCUGACAUGACCAACUGUAAAAAGCUUGUCUCCUUCUCUCUAGCUGGUAAUGACUUAACAGGAGAGAUACCAAAUUCUCUCUCUAGCUUACCAGUCCUAACCUACAUUGAUCUCUCUUCUAAUAACCUCACUGGUUUGAUUCCUCCUCAGCUCACUAACCUGAAACUUGCUCUCUUCAAUGUCUCAUUUAACCAGUUAUCUGGCCAUGUACCACCUUCUUUGAUUUCAGGCCUUCCUGCUUCAUUUUUCCAAGGGAAUCCAGGUCUCUGUGGCCCUGGUUUACCUGAUUCCUGUGAAGAUCGCCAGAUGCCGGCCAAAAAACAUGCCGGAUUUUUUGUACCUCUGUGUUUUGUUGGCGGAAUUUUGAUGCUUUUUGCUGGAGUAAUUGUUCUGUAUGCUUCUCUCCGGCGAAUGUCUUGCCUCCCGAAAAACUGCAACUCCAUUUCUUCUCCUGGGGUCUCGGAACUAGAGGUUUUGUCACACCUCGAAGAGAAAAACUCAAUUGGGGCUGGAAAUUUUGGCCAUGUCUAUAGAGUUCAGCUUCCUAAUGGUAAAUUUGUGGUGGUUAAGAAGCUAAUGAAGAACUUUGGUGAGAGAAAGCUUGGAAAAAGUUUAAUGGCUCAACUUGAGAAGUUGCAGAAAAUCAGGCACAAGAACAUAGCUGAAUUAUUGGGUUUUUGCUACUCAGAAGGGACAAUGUUUCUGGUUUAUGAUUAUUUUGAGAAUGGGAGCCUAGAAAGAUGGGUUUGUGGGGGAGAGAGAAACUUGGGUUGGGAUUUUACGCUUCGAAUUGCAGUUGGGGUAGCAAGGGGUUUGGCUCAUCUUCACAGCAUCUCAAAAGAUCCGAUUCUUCAUAGAAAUAUCAAGGCUAGCAAUGUGGUUUUGGGUAUCGAUUUUGAGCCGAAAAUCAUUGAUUUGGGGCUGAAUCUCAUUGUCGGAGAAGCUGAUUACCAGGCAUCCAUGGAUUCUGGAAUGGGUUCCUACUGUAACAGAGCCCCAGAAUGCGGUUACAGUACGAUGUCAACCGAACAGAUGGAUGUCUAUGCAUUUGGAGUUCUCUUGCUGGAGUUGGUGACCGGAAAACAAGCAGGAUUAUCAGAAUCCGGGGAAAUGGUUGGUAUUGUGAAGUGGGUGAGAGGAAAAGUGAACACAAAGGGUGGCGCCUUUAAAGUCCUUGAUCCAAAAUUUGGUGACUCCUUUAAACUUCAAAUGGUGGGGGCUCUGCAAAUUGCCCUUAAUUGUACCACAGUCACUGCUCGCAUGCGACCCACCAUGAAUGAGGUUGUAGAAGAACUUGAGCAUCUCGAUUCACAAUCUCAUGUGGGUCGCUGAUCAUUCAAAUUUUAUUGUUGUUUUGGUGUUUUUAAGGGCUUGACCUCGAAAGUUUAUGUCAUGCUGUUGAGAGAGGAUACUUCUGUUGAUCCAUGUAUAAAAUUUUGUUGGAGUCUCAUGUA
Molecule: messenger RNA, 2990 nt
Organism: Amborella trichopoda
Lineage: Eukaryota; Viridiplantae; Streptophyta; Magnoliopsida; Amborellales; Amborellaceae
Product: Leucine-rich repeat receptor-like protein kinase family protein
Biological process (GO): protein phosphorylation
Molecular function (GO): ATP binding; protein binding; protein kinase activity
Source: RefSeq, a predicted model, not a curated record